UAGUAGAAGACGAAGAAGAAGAACUGUCCGGUUCCGUCCCACGUGCAGGCAGUUGAACCGUUAACAGAUCAGACGGAAGUCGAACCUGUUAGUAUUCGGCUCCUAGGUUCGAUAACUAAAAAUAAAUAUCCGACAAUUUCGAAGUGAAUUUUCACGGCUAACUCGAUAGCUAGCGAUUGAACCUGUCCACGGGGACAUCGCUAGUACCUACACCGCGAAAGGACAACUAGUCUGUCUAAGUUUAUUAGGAAUAUUAACGUUACCAGAAGCUGAUACCUCUGAGCUAUCGAGAUGCCAGCGGAACUUGAGAAAAUUCUUUUACAGCUUACACAGCCCGACAAUGCAGUUAUUCAGCAGGCAACAGCCCAGCUGAAACGGGCUUUCGAAGACCCAGCCAUUAUUCCAGCGCUGUGUGCUGUCAUGAGUGGCUCCCAAAAUCCACAGAUUCGUCAGUCAGCUGCAGUCAUGCUGAGAUUGAGAGUAAAGAAACAUUGGAAGAAGAUUAGCCCUAACGACAGAGAGAGCCUUAAGGUGGUGGUGUUGCAGGCCUUCAUGCAGGAAACAGAGCACACAGUGCAGCACUCGCUCUCCCAGCUGUGUGCAGUGAUGGUUAAACAUGAGACACCAGACCGCUGGCCUGCCCUACUGCAGCUCCUCAAUCAAUCCACCAAGAGUAGCAACCCUCAUGACAGACAGGUUGGCCUCCUGCUGCUGAAUAAAGUGAUGGAUUCCAACCCAGAGGCCUUCAAGCCUCAUUUCUGCCAGCUGCUACAGCUGUUUAGUACUAUACUGCAGGACCACAAAAACCCAACAGCCCUGUACUACUGCAUCCUAACCCUCACAGCCAUAACUGCAUACACUGGCUCAGAAGAGAUGAACCAGAUGCAUUCUAUCAUCCCAAGUCUGAUUGUUGCUCUGAAACACCUCAUCAAAGCAGACCAAGACCAAGCCAGUGAGGCCAUGGAAGUGUUCAAUGAGCUCAUGGAGAGCGAGGUGUCUAUCAUCGUCCCUCAUGUUGCUGACAUUGUCCGCUUCUGCUUGGAGGUGGGCAGUGACACUGCACUGAGAGACUCUGUGCGAGUGAAAGCCCUCUCUUGCAUAGCCUUCCUCAUCAAGUUGAAGAGCAAGACGGUGUUGAAGCAGAAGCUGCUGAACCCCAUCCUGCAGGCGAUUUUCCCCAUACUUAUUGCAGUUCCCCCACCUGGUGAGCAGGAUCCAGAGGACAAUGAGGAUGACAGUGGAGAUGGCACAGACAAUGACAACCCAAAACAUUGUGCUGCACAGAUUAUUGACACGAUGGCACUCCAUAUGCCUCCAGAGAAACUGCUCCAACAAAUUAUGCCCCUCAUCCAGACUUGCCUUGCCAGUGAAAACCCCUACCAGAGGAAGGGGGGUCUGAUGUGUCUUGCUGUGCUGGCUGAGGGAUGUGCUGACCACAUACGCACCAAGAUGCUGUCAUCUAUGCUGCAGACAGUGUGCCAGAGUCUUUCUGAUGGUAAUCAAGUGGUGCGCUGUGCGGGCCUUUUUGCCCUGGGACAGUUCUCUGAACAUUUACAGCCCGAAGUAAGUCAAUACUGUGCUGAGUUGAUGCCUUUGCUGUUGGGAUACCUCUCAUCCUUGAACCAGGCCAAGAUUGGCCACGUCACCAAGGCCUUUUACGCCCUAGAGAACUUCAUGGAAAACCUGGGAUCAGAUAUUGAGCCGUACCUGCCCACCCUGAUGGACACUAUGUUGUCUUCUCUCAACAACACUGAAAACCUCAAGAUAAAAGAGCUCACUGUGUCUGCCAUAGGUGCCAUAGCCAAUGCUGCCAAAGAGCUGCUGGUUCCCUACUUCCCUCCAGUUAUUGACAGCCUUAAGGGCUUCCUGACCACAACCACAGAGGAAAUGAGGUCUCUACAAACUCAGUCCUUGGAUACCCUCUCUGUGCUGGCCCGUACAAUUGGCAAAGAUGUUUUCAGUCCUCUUGCUGCAGAGUGUGUCCGGCUGGGCCUCAACCUUAAUGACACCAUUGAUGACCCUGACCUGAGACGCUGCACGUACAGUCUGUAUUCUGCUGUAUCCACAGUGAGCCCUGACUGCCUGACUCCUUACCUCACUGCUAUUACAACAGUCAUGCUGCUUGCCCUCAAAUCUAAUGAAGGCAUCAUGGCACACCUUGAGGAGGACAAGACAUUUGUCCUGCUGGAUGAUGAUGAUGACAAAGAGGAAGACAAAGAUGUGGAUGAUUUUCUAGAAGAUGACACUGAGUCGGAUGUCCACGAUGUUGCAGGGUUCAGUGUUGAGAAUGCCUACAUUGAUGAGAAGGAGGAUGCCUGUGAUGCACUGGGAGAGAUAGCCUUCAACACAGGUGCUGCCUUUCAUGCCUUCCUGGAGCCCAGCUUCCAACAGGUUUAUGAGAUGAGAGAUUUUCCGCACGAGGAUGUCCGCAGGGCAGCAUUUGGGGCCAUGGGCCAGUUUUGUCGAGCUCAGCACAAAGUGUGGAAGCAGAAUCCCACUGAGGCCAACCACCAUGCCCUACUGAAGUUACUGGACAUUGUGCUUCCUUGCUUUGUGGAAACGAUUCGGACGGAGCAUGAGCGCCAGGUUGUGAUGGGCAUCCUGGAAACCAUGAACAGUGUCAUCAAAUCCUGCAAGGAGGAGGUUUUCAAACAUCCUUUACACCUUAAGGAGAUUAGCUAUGUCAUACGUGAUGUGCUCAAGAAGAAGACUGUUUGUCAGGAUGGUGGUGAUGAUGAAGCUGAUGAUGAAGACCAACAGGCGGAGUAUGAUGCCAUGCUCCAGGAGUUUGCUGGGGAGGGAAUCCCCCUGUUGGCCUCUUCUGUCCCUGCAGAUAACUUCGCCCCUUUCCUCAACGACCUGCUGCCUCUCAUCAUGAGCAAAGCUAAGUCCUCUUGUACAGUGGCAGAGCGCUCCUUCUCUGUGGGUAUUAUUGGAGAAAUCCUGCAGGCCCUUGUGAGUGUAUCUGGGGGCAGAGGAGUGGCAGGCCGACUGUCCAAUCGUUUGCUUCCUGUGCUGGUGGCUGGAGUGAAAGACGGUGAUCCUGAGGUACGCAACAAUAGCGUGUUUGGACUAGGAUGUUUGGCCCAGGCAGCUGGACCCAUCGUUGCAUCAGACUAUCCCAUGAUGCUGUCUGUGUUUUCCAACCUGCUGGCCAAAGAGUCAGACCCUAGAGUAGUUGACAACCUCUGCGCUGCCCUUUGCAGGAUGAUCAUGAGUAACGUGGAUGCUGUCCCUCUGGAGCAGGUUGUCCCUGCUCUGGUGGCUCAUCUUCCCCUUAAAGAGGACUUGGAAGAGAAUAAGACGGUGUUCAGCUGCCUGGCCAUGCUCUACACACACAGUCCUGCCUUGGUUUUGAAGCUAAUGAAGCCCAUAAUUACUGCUUCCAGUCAUGUCCUGGGCAAUGAGAAUGUUGAUAAAGAAACCAAGAAAACUGUGGCCAUGAUGAUGAAAGAUUUUUUCCAACACCACUCUGCAGACUUCCAGUCAGCUGUAAUGUCACUUUCUGGAGAGCAGCAAGACAAACUCAGUGUGGCCAUCUCUGCCUCAUAGCCCACACACAUCCUUCAACUCUUAAGUGAAAGCUAGGCAAAACAACUUUUAUACUGUAGGUGAAAAAUGGGACUGAUGUUGGUAAUGGAUCCCUAAAUUAUCUGAAAAUAGCACUUCAACUAUCUACUAUAGUUAUUAUUACAUUCAGCAGUUCUGCUUCUGAGUAUUAACUAUUAAUUUAUUUGCUUAUGUGCUUGCCGUUUUGAAGUUUUAUUAUUGUUAAAGCUCCAGUUAACCAUCCUAUAUUUUUACUGUUCUACAUAAUUUUCCUGUAAUUCCUGUAAAUUUCUAAAGAUUGCCUCUGCCCCCUGGUUUUGCUAUCUGAGUGUGAGGCAAUUAAUUUGAUUUCCUGAUAAAUGUAAUAUUUCAUCAUUCAGUGGACUUUAAACUUGGGAUCCCUAUGCAUUCUAUAGUUGUUCUGCCUCUCUUUUACUCAUUCAUUUGCCUGAAGGGAUUUCUGUAAUGGGCCAACACUACAGCUGUGUACUAAGUUCUGCAGUUGUGUUCUUAGUACAGCUCUGUAAUAAGUGUUUGUUUGUAAUAUAAUUCUAUUCAGUGGUACCCUACAACACAAAUUACACCAUGCAAUUUAUGUUAAGCUAUUUAAUCUUGCCUUGACAUGGAAACAAACUGAUGACACCUUGAAGCCUCUAAAUAAACGAAAACUUGCCCUUCUCAAAA
Messenger RNA from Seriola aureovittata, 4233 nucleotides. It is a transcript of the gene ipo4, whose product is annotated as importin 4. Gene Ontology annotation, cellular component: nucleus; cytoplasm. The coding region runs from base 292 to 3552 and encodes 1086 amino acids. Gene Ontology annotation, biological process: protein import into nucleus. The record is from RefSeq and is a predicted model, not a curated record. Lineage: Eukaryota; Metazoa; Chordata; Actinopteri; Carangiformes; Carangidae. The transcript is spliced from 30 exons. Gene Ontology annotation, molecular function: small GTPase binding; nuclear import signal receptor activity.